Molecule: messenger RNA, 717 nt
Organism: Scheffersomyces coipomensis
Lineage: Eukaryota; Fungi; Ascomycota; Pichiomycetes; Serinales; Debaryomycetaceae
Product: mitochondrial 37S ribosomal protein uS13m
Exons: 2
Coding region: 129-497 (122 amino acids)
Biological process (GO): translation
Cellular component (GO): mitochondrion; small ribosomal subunit; ribosome
Molecular function (GO): structural constituent of ribosome; RNA binding
Source: RefSeq, a predicted model, not a curated record
AAUAAUUGUGUAACCUGUAAAAUUGGGUUAAAUCUCACUGGAAAAUAAAAAUUUUUGAAAAUUGAAGAAUGAAAUCAUUAAUCAAUUCAAACUGGUAAUCAAACUAUAGAUUAGUAUAAAUCAUAAACAUGGGUGUACAUAUCUUUGGUAAAUCCAUAAAACAUAAUUACUUGGUUCGCAUUGGUUUAUCAAAAGCCAUAUUUGGUAUUGGAUACAACACAGCAGAAAGAAUAUGUGCUAAGAUAGGAAUAUAUCCUCAAAUGAGAAUGAAUCAAUUAACCGAACCACAAAUCAUGGAUUUAAAUAAAGAAAUUUCAAACAUGUUAGUUGAAGGUCAAUUGAAACAAAAGAUUAAUAAUGAUAUUAAAUUGAAAAGAGAUGUUGGCUCUUUUGCUGGUACAAGACAUGCUCUUGGUUUACCUGUUCGUGGUCAAGGUACUAGAAACAAUGCUAAUACCGCUAAGAAAUUGAAUAAACUUGAAAGAUUCCGUAUAUGAUUUGGUUUAUUUACUUUUCCAAAUGUAUUUGUAUACAUUUUUCCCUUUGCAUAUCAUAUAAAUAGGUGCUUUCUAUUGAAACGAGAAGUAAUUUAGUAAGCAUACACACCUACCACCUUGUAUAUAUAGUCGUAUUUAUGCUAAUUAGACGAAUACAUAUUUUUAAUGACAGACAGAGUAAAACAGCAUAUUAUAAUUUUUCGCAAGCAUUGAAUUUAUU